UGGCAAAGAUCAAGACUUCUGCAUUCUCAAGCUGUUACUUGCACCAUCUGUCACCAAGACAUAUUCAUGGCUCGAGUCGCUCAGCAGUCGAGAAAAUGGAUGCCAGGUUUCACUCUUGGAGUGAGAAUUGGCUCCUAUCUUCUAAGAAGGAGUUUUGUGACAUUAGGGACAGGCAGAGACAAGAGCACUUUUCAACUGGGAAAUACCCCGUACACCCGUCUAUGGCUCCAUUCUCUGCGCAGUCACACAAUGUCUACAAUCGCCAACCGACCCAAACAAGGGGUCAAAGCCGUCCACCUCGCACCCCCCAACAACCGAAUACUUGCUGCACCAACUGUGAGAAGACUACAGUGAACGUGUUACAGAGGAGAUGGAUCUAUUUAUUACAGGGGGUGGUCAUCUUUAUCCUUGGACUUGUCCUGGGUAUCAUCUACUUCUGUAUCCGAGCAGUGACAGCGACGCUCCAGUUCACUGAGACGAUACCUUCCUACAUCCCCUCAAUACUGCUGAUGAUGAGUGGCAUUCUGGCGGGACUCCUAUUUUGGAAGCGUGAAAAUCUGCUGGUAAUUGGGGCACUAUUCCUCUGUCUGGCCAGCACGAUCAUAUGUGUUGCCUGCUCCGUGUUUUCGCUGAUCCAGCAUAUUCCCCUCAUCAAGCGGAUGGUGCUGUGUUCCUUCGAUGAGAUUGCCAGGCAGUGUCACUGUUAUACUGACACUAUAAAAGACAUGACCCUCUACACGUUCCACGACAUUGCCAACUGCCACCUGCUUCACAGUGAUCUCCUCGAUUACCAUUACACACAGUGCGGCCUCUAUAUGGUGACUGGUCUCAUCUGCUUCAUUUCUGCAUCAUUCCACGUCCUACUGCUGAGGUUUUAUACCAGGAGGAAAUUACCGUCGUCCGUCCGAACUCGAUCUCUCUCCAUCCUACAGCCAGUUGAUGUCCAACAUCUUGCCAAUAUUCAACUUCGACAAAGUCACAUGACUGAUUUAAACCAAUCAGAUUCACUUUAUGAAAAUACUGCUGGUGGAUUGGAUAAUCACGGUUAUGACGCGACCACAGGGAUUGAGGUGCUGCCACCUACAGGGAAUGAGGAACCAUUAGUUUACAUUCCCGUUGAUGUGGAACGUCCACACCAACCGAUUCAGCAGGAUCCGUUCUCGCGUUAUAUUUCUCUCCCCGGCGAGCCGCGCGUCUGUCUGCUUGGAAUCAGGAAACGUGAAAGUAUCUUACAGCCUGCUCGAGAGGUGGAAGAAACUGCCGAGGCAGCAGAAACUUUUGAUGAUUUGCCUGUCGGUGCAUCGGCGGAGGAUCUUGCACAGGGUCAAGGUCAUGUUGGUACAGGUCAAAGGUCAUCACCAAACAGAGCAAUUAAUCAACAGAUACUGAAUGGUUUGGAGUUGUAUCGUUUUCAGAAUCGGCGGAAUUCAUUAGCGGACAUCAGAAACUCACAGCCACGUCAUUCUACGCCGUCUGUUGCCCAUAGCGACCGUCCAUCGGCAACCAUUCCAAACCGUCCAAUCAGGAGAUGUCGUUGCCAUGAUCUGCCACGCCGGCCAUUACCACGGCAACCAAUAAACAGUCUGCCACCGCGCCCAAUAACUCGUAGCAGAAAUUUAGAGAAUUCUCUGCCGCGAGUUCCCCGGAGACGAGGUUACCCGUUAGCCCAGACAGUGUCGCCACAGUUACAGGAUUAUCUUGAGCAAUGCAGUCGAUUAAGUCUCGCUUCAGACAUGAUGCCCCAGCAACACCCAGCGAGACUCGGUCAUCUGCAGGCUCCGCGGGCCAGAAGCUGCUACAGUGACGACUACCACGCAUUUCAUUAUCUCCCAGAAUUCUUAGCACUACCAGAGGAGCCACCUCCGCCAUAUAGUCUGUCACCCCCGUAUGAUAAUGAGCAUCUCCCAGGUUAUUCUAGCAGACAUGGUACGGUCCGUAACCCGGGUAACGCGACCAGGACAAGGUUGACACGGGCGUUGAUGCCAGAGACUGAACUUUGAUGAUUAGGAUUCGAUAAUGACGGUCAAGUCAUAUCCAGAAUAUCCUCUAUUCAGAUUUUUAGAUUUUACAGUAUUUUAUAAGAAAUUUCACUAAUCUAUUAGGCCUAAUGGUUCAAUUGUUGAUAGUCAGAAUAUGAUAUCUGUAGGUUGAAGUCAAAGUGAGUUUGGAUAAAUUUGAAAAGUUCCAAGUCGACCAGGACAAUAUACCAGAA
This is a messenger RNA of Lineus longissimus, 2212 nucleotides long. RefSeq lists its product as uncharacterized. The coding region runs from base 96 to 2000 and encodes 634 amino acids. The record is from RefSeq and is a predicted model, not a curated record. Lineage: Eukaryota; Metazoa; Nemertea; Pilidiophora; Heteronemertea; Lineidae. The transcript is spliced from 6 exons.